GUUCAGUGAACAAAACUCAGUAAAACGCUUCGUUUUUAAACGUCUUAAGAAAAAAAAUUUUUUUUCUGAUAUAAAAAGCAGUCAAGACUAAUUACAGGUUAUCGUAGUUAUGCCUGCGCCACCAGUUGAAUUAGGAACACCAGUUAGAGUGUCACCUUUAAUUAAGCUUGCACGCUGGUCAUUCCUCAUUAUGGGUAUCUUUUAUGGUGCUUAUCAUCAAAACCGACUUGCUAAACGCGAGGUUGGAAUCAGAGAAAUUGAAGCAAAGCAGAAAGUUAUUCGUGAUGCCAAAUUGGCUGAAGAAAAGAUAAAAGCCACAGAAGAGGAAAAUAAAAUGAUUGAAGGAUUAUCGUCACUUUAAACAACAAGAACGAAGCUUUAUAAAUAAAUGCAACGGUUAUUAAACAUCUCACUCUAAAUUUAAAGAAUAUGUUUCCUUAAAUUUAUUGUCUAAUAAAAACUUAAUUAAACUUGAAUA
This is a messenger RNA of Clunio marinus, 478 nucleotides long. The record is from the annotation of a GenBank genome assembly. NCBI's taxonomy places the organism in Eukaryota, Metazoa, Arthropoda, Insecta, Diptera, Chironomidae.